UAGCAUCUCUUCCUCACUCCUUCCUCCUAUCCUCUUUUCUUUUUGGAAAUCUAGACAUUGAGGACCUAUAGAAUUUGCUUUCUCUCUUCUCUUUGUGUUUGUCCUUAUAAAGUCACCACCCAUCUCUCUCCUAGCAGAAGCCAGCUGCACCCAAACAGAUGACAUGAGCAGCGGCAGCCUUGUGCUCCCAACAAGUCAAGAUUCCCAGCAUCAAGCCUAUGCAUGACAGAAGCUACCUGUGCCCAUCUGAUACUACAUACUCAACACCGGCCACACCAUACUGCCUAGCUCGCUUGUACAGUAGUACACAGAGACAUACAUGCACAGGCAUGCAUGCAUCAGCUAGCUGCUUCCAUCUCCUUAUAAAUCUGAUCCACGCCUCAUCUCAGCACGAAAAAGUAGCAGCUUCGCAUUGAUCAAUCUUCAUUCUUGGCCAUAAAAGGAAGGCCGCGCGCAUGGCGACGGUGGUGACGACGGCGAACAAGGGUGCAAGGAAGAGCCUGAUAUCAAGGACCCUGGACCGGUGCAAGUCCGGACUGAGCGCCGGCGGCAGCGCUGGCCGGGUAGCGUCGCCUGUGGCGGGGUGCUUCUCGGUGUACGUUGGCCCCGAGCGAGAGCGCUUCGUGGUGCGCGCCAAGUGCGCCAACCACCCGCUGUUCCGGCGCCUCCUCGACGACGCCGAGCGCGAGUACGGGUACGCGGCGCAGGGCCCGCUCGCGCUGCCCGGCUGCGACGUCGACGAGUUCCUCGACGUCCUGUGGCAGAUGGAGCGCGACGGCGUCGGCGACGGGUGCGGCGACGUCCCCGCGGCCGCGUCGUCGUCUCCCAUAUGCGGCCUGCGGAGCGGCAGCAAGGGCCGUGCGGCCGGGUACCGGAUGCUGAGCCCGAGGUCUUCUCCGUUGUUCGGUACGAGGAGGUGAGGAGAAAGAAGUUGGUUAAGCACGAGCUCGAUCGAUCAUGCGAUCAACACAUGUUCUUUAUGAUGCUAACCAUGAUUAAUCAGUGGUGCUUAAUCCAUCCGUAGCAGAGUCUGAGGUUUGUGCUCGCCUCACCAAGUUUGCGUGCAGUUAGAUCUAUAUAUACAGUCGCAUCAACUCUCACCCAUAUAAACAGAAGUUUGCUGAUCAUAUAUUAGUCUCAAAGUACAGGUUUAGCUUAGAUUGAUAGGUUCCUACAUAGAGUUGAAAGAACUCUAUGUGUGCUGAACUAGUACAAGGAGAAUUGAUAUGAUCUUUUGUCAUUUCGGGUAGUGUUUUUCGAUCAGCACAUCUGUAACAUACGGUUUAUGGUGUAACAAAGCAGUCACUGGUCAAUAUAUAGGAAGUG
Phragmites australis (common reed) is the source of this 1326-nucleotide messenger RNA. RefSeq names its product auxin-responsive protein SAUR50-like. The transcript has a single exon. The record is from RefSeq and is a predicted model, not a curated record. Bases 456 to 920 code for a protein of 154 amino acids. Gene Ontology annotation, biological process: response to auxin. Lineage: Eukaryota; Viridiplantae; Streptophyta; Magnoliopsida; Poales; Poaceae.